Messenger RNA from Myzus persicae (green peach aphid), 710 nucleotides. RefSeq lists its product as uncharacterized. Bases 26 to 673 code for a protein of 215 amino acids. Lineage: Eukaryota; Metazoa; Arthropoda; Insecta; Hemiptera; Aphididae. The record is from RefSeq and is a predicted model, not a curated record. The transcript has 4 exons.
AGCACAGAAAAGUGUAACUAACAAGAUGAAUAUAAUAUCAUCUCAAGAAAAACAAAAACUGCCGCCAGCAUCACAUAUUGUGAUCGAUACACCUGCAACCACAUCAACUACUUCAGAUCGUGAUUUUCAAAAAGAGGUGCUAUAUAGAUUGGCUUUUGUAAAACACGAACUUAAAAGACUUGUCAAUAAUCAAAUGGACAUUGCCCAAAGAAUUGAAUCAAUAGAAACACGUCUUGAUGGUAAUAACAUUUCAAAUACAAGUAGCAACUGUUAUAAUACAUCAACAUUAAAUGAUAUAAGUGAUAACAUUUUACCAUUGGACAACACAACAGAUCUUGAUACAUUUAAUGACAAAAUAUCUGGAGAUAGAGCCUUUCAAAUUAAUUUGACUAACCAACUAAGUUAUAUUGGUGGAAAACAUUAUAAAUCGAUGAUCAAAAGAAUAAUGAACAAGCUAUUUUCAGAUGAAUUAUUACAACAUUUUUCAUAUUCAGGAAAAUCUGGCAAAAAGUUAAAAUUUUCAAAUUUAGCUGUUUGUUCUGUAAUUUUAGAUGCUGUUAAACAACACUCUAAAUAUAAAAAUAAAGUUUCUGAAAGUGAAAUGGAAGAAGUGAUUAAAUAUGUCCUAGCACAAGCGCCUUUUAACAUAAAAAGAAAAUCACAAAAAAUAUAACCUACCCUUUUAUAACUAUUUCAAUAUUAUAAUUAUU